Messenger RNA from Chironomus riparius, 2088 nucleotides. NCBI's taxonomy places the organism in Eukaryota, Metazoa, Arthropoda, Insecta, Diptera, Chironomidae. The record is from the annotation of a GenBank genome assembly.
AUGCAUUUAUAUUCUAUAAAAUUGAAAAUUUUGAUUUUUGUGGUUCUGCUUGAGGUUACAAGACAGGCAGAAACUAGUAACACAAUGUUGGAGGUUAAAGAUGACAGCAUAAAGUGGGUAAACUUGGCUGAACGAUUAGUUGCGAUGAUGUUAAACAGUGACGUGGCCCAAACGAAAAGUCCAAUUCAUGUGCUGAUUUUUAUGAUGGUCAACAAAGAAACUUCUUCAGAUUUUGAUGGCAUGGCUAAAGCUUUUUCAAAAGCUAGCAAGGAGAGAAUCACAUUCGUUUUUGAAAUAUUGCAGUUCUUUCCAACUAAAACUAUGGAAUACAAUAGAAUCAAUAUCGACAUGCCAUUCGAAUUUGUAAUCCUUCUCAUGCACAGCCGUAUCACUGGGUAUUCGUACUUUAUAAAUCUAAAUUUUCAUCAAAUUUUUCCUGAUAAGUCUUUGAAACUGUUUUUGGUUAUGAUCGGAACUCAAGAUGUCAAUAUGGUCUUUAGAGAAUGGAGUACGUUGAUAUUGAUGGGAUACUUCAAUGUGUAUGUCAUACUAUAUACUCAUGGUAAGGCAUAUUUAAUACUUCGAACACAUUUAAUACGUGAUAAAUAUAAAAUGAAACAGUCACAGGACUUGAAAUAUCUGACAAUACAAAAACUUUCAAACAAUCUUCGCUUUGAAGAAAUUCAGGCAAUUUACUAUGAUUCAUACCCGUUAUCAUAUUACCGUAAUGGUAAAAUCAUUGGUAUUGAAGGGCUAAUGAUUGAGGAAUAUAGCAAAAAAUUCAAAGUUCCAUACAAAAUUAUCAAUAAACAUCCUGAAAUAUUAUCAUACCAAGAAGCCAGUCAAUACUUAUUACAUGCCAUUGCCGACAUCUGCUUAUCCACAAACAUUAAUCUGUUUGGGAGAAACUAUGACAGAGUUUUAUUAAAUGAAAUGGAUGGACUAUGCAUUCUCACGCCAAGGAACAUUCCUAUAUCUUCAUAUGACAAUAUUGCAUUGCCACUUGAUUCGAUGUCUCUUAUCAUGUCAUUUGUGUCUACAGUAUCAGUUAUUGUGUCAUGGAAGGUAAUUUCAGUCUACACAGCAAAUGAAAGGUCAUUAAAAUCCGUCAUUGUAGCAGUUCUGGAGAUGAUAUUCAACAUCGGAGCUUCAGGAAUAGAACAAAUUACCAAGAAGGAAGUUAUUCUUUUAUAUUCCUUCAUAUUUAGUUCACUUAUCUUGAUCUUAUUUUAUGAGUCGCUAGUCCUAGCUUUCAUGUUUGUUUCACCAGCGUGGAGAUCAGCUUAUGAUUUAGCCGAAUUAAAUGACAGUGGUGCUAAGUUCUUUACAUUUUACACAAGAGAUAUCGCAAUUCGUUCAAGCAUUCCAUUUAUUCGUGAAGAAUUGAUUAAGAAUAGCGUCGAUUUAUCAAGAAUGAAAGAUUUGACAGUUCCAAAACAUUUCGAUGAAAAUCUGGUUUAUCUUGUAUCCUGCAAGUAUGCUGACUCUUUUGUAAGUUCAACGAAAAACUUUCAUUUAAAUAGGAGAAUCUUUGACAAAAUAAAGACAACUGAAAUGUUCCAGAGUUAUCCAAUUCGGAAAGGAUAUCUAUUUGCAGAUGAAUUCAAGCGAUUUGUUGAAAGUCUUAUAGAAUCAGGAAUUUAUAAGUACUGGCUAAAAGAAAGCAUUCAAAAAUCGAUGUUUAAAAGUCAGCAAGUUAAGGAUGAAUCUGAAAAUCAAGUUCUUAUGGAGUUUCCUCUGAUUCUUCUUUUUGUGGGAUGUAUAUUAGCCUUUGUUGUAUUUCUGUAUGAAAAUGUUAUUUGGAGAUGUAUGAAUGCACGUAUUAACCAAAUAGAACCAAUUGAAGAUAAGCUGGAAAAUCAAACAGCCAGAAAAAAGAUAAAUUUGACAAUGUGGAUGAAUAAAUUCAUCUACAAGAAGACAUUGGACAUUCCAAAAUAUAAUCCUAUUAAUCAAAAAAGAGAAACCAUAAAGAGCCGUGAAUCAAUAUCAGGUGGCUAUUUUGUAAUCAAAAAAAUCAGAAAGAUUAGAAAGGCAAAACAGUUUCGACAAAUCGUACAUGUUCGUCCUUGCCAAGAAAAUCAAUAG